This is a messenger RNA of Rasamsonia emersonii CBS 393.64, 1377 nucleotides long. RefSeq lists its product as uncharacterized. NCBI's taxonomy places the organism in Eukaryota, Fungi, Ascomycota, Eurotiomycetes, Eurotiales, Trichocomaceae. The record is from RefSeq and is a predicted model, not a curated record. Bases 1 to 1377 code for a protein of 458 amino acids. The transcript has a single exon.
AUGCAUGGACCAGCUAUUGUAGAGGACCUGGACGACUAUCUGGAUGUUCUCGGACAACAGCCAUUACUCAACAUAUACACUCAGAUAUGCUUUUGCUUUCCCGUGGCCGAUGCUUCCUCAAACUCAGCAAUCAUCAACACGUUGACGAAUGGUCUCGAGCGACUGUCCGCGAGCUUUCCAUGGCUGGCAGGCCAGGUCGUCAACGAAGGUGCAGGCGAAGGCAAUUCAGGCGUCUUCAAGAUCAAACCGUUGGAGAAAAUUCCUCGUCUGGUCGUGAAAGAUCUCCGACAUGAUCCCUCCAUACCAACAAUGGACGCCCUCAGACGAGCCAACUUCCCCUUCAGCAUGCUAGACGAGAUCAUCCUUGCCCCUCGCAAAACCCUCCCAGGAAACGAAUCCGCAGCAGACGCAGCGCCGGUCUUCCUCCUCCAAGCCAGUUUCAUCACCGGUGGCCUCCUGCUCACCUUCGUCGGCCAGCACAACGCCAUGGACAUGACUGGCCAAGGCCAGAUCAUCCAUCUCUUCUCCAAAGCGUGCCGCAAUGAACCAUUCACCAGCGACGAACUGUCAUCCGGCAACCUUGCCCGCCAUAACCUCAUCCCCUUGCUCGACGACUCGUACAAACCAGGCUCCGAGCUCGCUCGUCAGAUGGUGAAACCAUCUCCAUCUCAUCCAGCACCAGCUCCCCCUCCCAAAUGCACCUGGGCCUACUUCACCUUCCCCCCCACCUCGCUCGCCGCUCUAAAAUCACUCGCCACAGAAACCAUCACCCUGCCCUCAGGAGGCUACAUCUCCACCGACGACGCCCUCAGCGCCUUUAUCUGGCAAUCCGUCAUCCGCGCCCGCCUCCCCCGCUUAGAUCCCACAGCGGAGUCAACAUUCGCCCGCGCUGUCGAUGUACGGCGUUAUCUGGGUAUUCCACAGACGUACCCGGGACUUGUGCAGAAUAUGACGUAUCAUACGUACACGCUUCAGAAGCUGGUGGAGGAGCCGUUGGGCGCUGUCGCAUCCCAGCUUCGUUCGGCUCUAGACCCCAAAACAUCGAAUCUAGCUUACCACACGCGUGCCCUCGCAACCUUCCUCGACCGCACGCCAGACAAAAACAUCAUCUCCUUCACAGCGACGCUUGACCUCUCAGCGGACCUCAUGCUCAGUUCGUGGGCCAAGUUAAACUUUUAUGAGCUUGAUUUCAACCUUGGACUGGGCAAACCGGAGGCUGUGCGGAGACCGCAGUUUGACCCGGUCGAGAGUUUGAUCUAUUUGAUUCCGAGGACGCUGGACGGCGAGAUUGCGGUUGCGAUUUGUUUGAGGGAUGAAGACAUGGAGAGGUUGAGGGCGGAUGAGGAGUUUGCCAAGUAUGCGAGGUAUAUCGGAUAG